Messenger RNA from Papaver somniferum (opium poppy), 1801 nucleotides. RefSeq lists its product as uncharacterized. The transcript has 5 exons. The coding region runs from base 832 to 1647 and encodes 271 amino acids. Gene Ontology annotation, molecular function: mRNA binding. The record is from RefSeq and is a predicted model, not a curated record. Gene Ontology annotation, cellular component: cytoplasm. NCBI's taxonomy places the organism in Eukaryota, Viridiplantae, Streptophyta, Magnoliopsida, Ranunculales, Papaveraceae.
AAGAAAAAAGAGGAUAAACUCUCACCAUCGUGUUAAUGAGAUGAGUAGAACUGAUCAUUCAAAUUCAUCAAGAAUUCAGAGAAAGAGGCUGACAUUGGUGCCGGAGCUCACCAAGAAGUCAGAGACCAGAGCGUCUAACAUUGGUCGAAGUCAAAACGGAAAAUGAUGCAGGACCAUAUAACUAGCCGGAAUAAUGUCUCUGUUUGACUCGGUCAAUUAAUUUUUAAGUACAUGUUUGGACUUUGGAGGGUUCCUGGUCAAGCCGGGUUCAUUAUCAAACUCAUUUGCCUCUUAGCCUGCCCAGGAAGAAGAAUUUCUCUGUCUACCUGAACCUCCGAUAAUGGAUGAUACAUAGCUCUGAAACCUCUAGCCGUGAUCAUGGCUGCCUCGAGACGUUUACUGUCUUCUAUUAGAAAUGUUUCUUCGUCUUCUUCUAAUUCUUAUCUUUCUGACCUUCUUUCAUCUUACACUCCAACGCAUUUUCUCUCUAUUACCCAUAUCACUAAGCCUUAUACUUCAACUGUUUCCCUUGAUGAAUUUCCUGAAACUGGAGUUAGAAAAUCUGUUCCUGGUUCUCAUCCAUGGCCAGAAUGGUCCAAUUUCGUUGAUAAGUUGAAGAAUAAUGGCUACUUUUUCAAUGAAGAUCCUUUAACUGGUUUGGCUGACUUGAGCUAGCUCAGGUAUGCUUGUCUCAGUUUUGCAAGAGAUCGGUUGGAUGCUAUCAAGUCAUUAUGUAGAGAAGAUACUGAAAAAGUUGUUAAGUACGGAUGCCCUAGUUUGGAUCGAAAAGUUGUUAACGCUGCAAAAAGAUUGAGGGCCUUCCAGGACUUGAUGAAGAAGAUGCAAGUGUUUUGUUUACACCUGCUGCUACAAGGAGAAGUGUGCGGUGGUUGUAAUCUGCAUGGCUUGUGUGAUAGAGCAAAUAUGAAAGUAGAGGACUCUGAGGCAUCUGCUCAUACUGCUGAUGUUAUGCGUAUGCUGUUGAUGUGUGCCCUUGAUCCAAUUGUUCAUUCGUCAGAGAAACCUAACGUCCGGGAGUAUGUUGAAGCAUCUGCUCGGAGACUGCUCUCUGAGCUGAGUGAAGCACCACCAGAUCCUUCCUUACCAAAUUCGGAUGUUAAACCUAAAAGAAAAUCGGUGAACUUGAAUAAGUCUCAGUAUUAUCAAAGUAUUGAGAUGAAGAAAGGGGAUUGGAUGUGUUCCAAAUGCAAUUUAAUGAACUUUGCCAGAAACAUAUUGUGUCUUAAGUGCAAAGAAGAUGGUCCUAAGCUAGUUAGUCAUAAUAGCGCUGAGAUGAAGAAAGGAGACUGGACAUGUCCAAAGUAUUUUUGGCCAAUAAACAUUUUUGAAAAAAUUUGCGGGAAAAGUUUUCGGAAAGCACCCGGAGGACACUUGCUAUUCGGACCCCCGGUUUGGAUAAGGGGCACCCCCAUGACACACCUUAAGGCAGCUGCUAAAGGCACCCCUACUCUGGAUAGGGUGCGUCCCUCUUUCUUCACAAAUUCAAAUUUCAAAUCUGGCGGUAAAACAAACCAGCAUGCAUGCAGAUUAGGGUUCGCAUUCUUGGGAAGAUUUAAGGAGAUUCAAUCUCGGAUUUUUGUUGGGCUGGACUUCCUAGAGCAUAACAGGGUCGGUAUAUGUGAUUAGAUCGAAUGAAUUGGGUUAGAUCGACCGGGAGAAGGAAACAGAGGUGUUGUGGUCACGGGUUGUUGUUGGAGUAUUUUUCGACAAUUCAGGGAGAUUAAAGGCUAGAAAAGCUUCCCCAACAUUCGUAGUUAUCUAAUAAAGAGUUUGGAAGUAU